AUGGCGCUGAAUGGCGGGAUGUACCUGCUGCAGCAGGCGUAUCCAGGGCUGGUCCUCAAGCUCGCGAGAGUGAACCACCUGGUCAGCCAGGGCGAGGUGUGGCGGCUGCUGACGCCCGCCCUGGUGCACGCCAACCUCUUCCACCUGGCCAUCAACACGCUGUCCCUGUACAUGAUCGGGCCCUCGGUCGAGGCAAUCCUGGGGCGCACGCGCUUCGCCGCCGUGUACGCCGCGUCCGCUGUGACGGGCAACGCGCUUUCGUGGUGGAUGGGCUCGACCGGGUUCAGCAUGGCGGUGGGCGCGAGCUCGUCAAUUUCGGGGCUUUUUGGCGCCUAUGGUGCGGCGCUGCUGCGCGGCUGCUUCGUGCACCUGCGGCGCCUGUGCAGCGCGCUGGCGGCGCCACGGGCGGGCGAGCUGCGCGAUGAGGGUGGCGGCUGGGGCGGCGGGUUGGGCGGUGGCGCGCCUAGUGCGCUCUGUGAUGAGAUGAUGGCCUGUGAGGCGGCACUUUUCGAGUCGUCCCAGGAGCUGCUGGAGCUGAUAGGGGUGAGCUGA
Molecule: messenger RNA, 552 nt
Organism: Monoraphidium neglectum
Lineage: Eukaryota; Viridiplantae; Chlorophyta; Chlorophyceae; Sphaeropleales; Selenastraceae
Product: Rhomboid protease gluP
Exons: 3
Coding region: 1-552 (183 amino acids)
Cellular component (GO): membrane
Molecular function (GO): serine-type endopeptidase activity
Source: RefSeq, a predicted model, not a curated record